AUGUCUGAUCAAGGUUCAACGUAUGCUGUACUUCAAAGUGUACCAGUGAUGGUCUCUCCACUUUAUAAACUACCAAAGAAGGUACUAGUCGCCUCAGAACUGAAAAUGGUGCCUGAUGAUGUUUCCAAAUUGCCCGCUUAUCCAUUUGCCGUGGAAAGAGAGGUGAUUGCACAAGUAGAAGCUGCUAGGAAAAAGGCAUUUGAAGCAGAAGAAGCAUUCAAAUUACAAAAGCAGCAAUAUGAGCAAGAGAAAUUGGAUAAGCAGAAGAUGGCUGCCAGAAAGAUUGCACCAGGAUUUUUAGAUACGGAUACCCGCAUUUUACAGCCUCAACAAACCUACGUCUAUGAACAUCCUGCUGCUGCUGCCACCACUAGUGAAGGUAGCCAGAACGGGGAAGAUAGUCAUAGCGAUUCUACCUCACCCAGCAUGCUACAGCCUGCAUUGAACGGCCAUUAUCAACAGGAUACAAAGACAGCGGUGCCUACGGACAUUGGCCCUGAGAAACACUUUGAUUACUUGAAAUUUGAGCAAGGAUUAGCUCCAGCAGAUCCUUGGGAUACACCAGAGAACGAUAUGGUCGCAUUGAGAUCUAUCCUCGGUAGUCCCAAGUCCAAUUACAAUCGAAGACGCACAUCAACUCCCCCGAGCUAUCCUCCUCAACAGUAUCAGCACUCUCCAUCACAACAGCAACAACCACUGCCACAACAUCCUAGGCCAUAUCAAAAGAAUGAAGGAGUGUACUGGAACUUUCAAGCCAACAAUAGCAACAGUACGAGUCCCAAUGGCAACGGCAGCUACCAACAACCACAGCCACAGCCUCAACCCCCACAUGUACGUCAAAUACAACACCAUGCAAAUUCAGUUCCUGCCUUACCCCCCAAGUUAUUCAAUAAUUCACCUUUGCCGACAUCUUCUACUUCAUCACCUAUUAUCUCUCCACCCACACUUCCGCCUCCAAGCGAUUAUCAUAAAUCUAUAUCCAACAGCAGUAUGCCCUCAAGUACUACAACGCCUCCACCACCUCCUUUGCCUCCUUUACCACUUCCCUCACAACAGCAGCAGCAACUACCGGCUCUACCUCAUGAGGAUUUGAUCAAUGAGUUGGGCAAUAUGGGCUUUACCAGAGCUCAGGCUAUAGAUGCAUUGGAAAAGAACGAUCAUGAUUUGAUUAAAGCAACCAACUUUCUGUUGGAUCAAGCUUAA
This is a messenger RNA of Mucor velutinosus, 1203 nucleotides long. RefSeq lists its product as uncharacterized. Gene Ontology annotation, molecular function: protein binding. NCBI's taxonomy places the organism in Eukaryota, Fungi, Mucoromycota, Mucoromycetes, Mucorales, Mucoraceae. The transcript has 5 exons. The record is from RefSeq and is a predicted model, not a curated record. Bases 1 to 1203 code for a protein of 400 amino acids.